UUUUUUUUUGUCUUUAUUAUUAUUAUUAUUAUGCCCAACAAUACUUAUAUUGGUGCCAUUGACCAAGGAACAAGUACAACUCGUUUUCUUAUCUUUAAUGACAAAGGUAGACUUAUUACUUUUCAUCAAUUGGAAUUUGAACAGAUAUGUCCAAAACCUGGUUGGAUAGAACAUGAUCCUUAUGACCUUUUGGAUUCAACUAUACGUUGUGCAGACGAAGCAUUUCGUAAAUUCGGUAUGAUGGGUCGUACUUUAUCCCAUGUCAAAGCCAUUGGUGUGACGAAUCAACGAGAAACAACCAUAGUAUGGGAUCGAUUGACCGGAGAACCAUUACACAAUGCCAUUGUCUGGAGUGACGCACGGACCGAUCGUUUGGUGGAGAAAAUGAAGAAGAAGCAAAAACAAAUGGGAAUAGAUAUUGAAGGUCUUUGUGGUUUAUCUAUUCAUAAUUAUUUUUCGGCGGUCAAACUUCAAUGGUUAAUGCAAAACGUUAGUAAAGUCAAAAAGGCUAUAGAUAAUCAACGUGCUUUGUUUGGUACAGUGGAUUCUUGGUUGAUUUGGAAUCUUACGGGUGGUAUUCAAGGUGGUUUACAUAUUACAGAUGUCACCAAUGCUAGUCGGACUAUGUUUAUGAAUUUAAAAACUUGUGAAUGGGAUGAACAGUUAUUAGAAUUUUUUGGUGUUCCAGCUCAUGUAUUACCAAAAAUUGUAUCAUCAUCUGAUAUAUAUGGUGAGGCGAAAUGGGGACCUUUGGAAGGCAUGCCUAUUGCAGGAUGUCUUGGUGAUCAACAAGCUGCUUUUGUAGGACAACAAUGUUUCAAGCAAGGUGAGGCUAAGAAUACUUAUGGUACUGGUGCUUUUAUGGUAUUGAACGUUGGUACAACCCCUGUUCCAGCUAGAAAUGGUUUGUUAUCCACUGUUGGUUACAAGUUUGGUAAAUGUGAGACUGUCUAUGCUUUAGAAGGUUCCAUCGCUGUUGCUGGUGCUGCUGUGAAUUGGAUGAAAAACAAUCUGGGCAUGAUUUCUCAUCCAAGUGAAAUCAAUGAAUUGGCAAAGCAAGUGGAAGAUACAGGUGGUGUUGUAUUUGUACCUGCCUUUUCUGGUUUAUUUGCUCCUUAUUGGCGUGAUGAUAGUCGAGGGACUUUGGUUGGUAUGACUCAAUAUACAAACAAGUAUCAUAUUGCUCGAGCUACUUUGGAAGCUGUUUGUUUCUCUACUUAUGCUAUUUUAAAGGCCAUGAAGGAAUCUAGUCAUGUACAACUCAAAGUUUUGAAGGCGGAUGGUGGUAUGUCCAAUUCUGAUGUAUGUAUGCAAAUGCAAGCAGAUAUUCUUGGUCUUCCUGUUGAACGACCAAAAAUGAAGGAAACUACAGCUUUGGGUGCUGCUUUUGCUGCAGGAUGUGCAGUUGGCAUAUGGAAUGGUACAGAAGAUUUGGCUCAAGUCAAGAAUGAGGGACUGGAUGUAGAUGUUUUUGAACCCAAGUUCACAACACAAGAACGGCAUUACAGGCUCAAGUUAUGGGAAGCAGCAUUAGAACGAAGUUAUGGUUGGACAACUGUGGUCGGUGCUGCAAAUGGUGAUUCAUAAUCUUUUCUUUUAAAUAUUGUUUAUAGUAUAGUUGUAUUUUGUUGUUUGUAUAUAUGUAAAUUAAUUGUUUUUAUCAAUAAAAGUUUUUUUUUUUUUUUUUUAUCAAA
Molecule: messenger RNA, 1694 nt
Organism: Halteromyces radiatus
Lineage: Eukaryota; Fungi; Mucoromycota; Mucoromycetes; Mucorales; Cunninghamellaceae
Product: glycerol kinase
Exons: 8
Coding region: 31-1587 (518 amino acids)
Biological process (GO): glycerol-3-phosphate biosynthetic process; triglyceride metabolic process; glycerol metabolic process
Cellular component (GO): mitochondrion
Molecular function (GO): glycerol kinase activity
Source: RefSeq, a predicted model, not a curated record